CGCAGCUCCGACUUACAGUCAACAGCCGCAAGAUUGACAUCACAACAAAUGCGGACACCCAUGAGUAUUAAUCCGAGAACAAUGCAUCACGUUCCAAAGAUGAAUACAUGCAUUGAGUUUAGUUGUGCCCCACGUUGUCGUCAUUAUCGUUCGUCGGUCAACAUCGUCAUUACUAGCUAACGCCACCAGGGUCUUCCAUUCAGGCCGUCAGCAAGUCAUGGGGAUUGUGAUGGCGGAGUACCGGCCCUUUAACAUCCCUACUGGGUUUCCGCACGAUAGAAAGUCAAGUCCCACGUUGUCACAAUCCUCUCGUUUGCAGCUCGUCUCUCCGCAAUUUGAAUCCUACAGCGAUACAAAGGACGCCUUGCUCCGGUCUCAGCGCCUCAGCGGCAUAAAUAUAGGAUAUUUCCACUUUGUACCUCUGCCAACAUGGCGAUAUCUUCAUCACAUCCAGCGGAUGCUCCACCGCCUUACGAAGAGGCAGUGGGCAGCUCCUCAGCACCAAAACCUCUUCGCCGUGUCUCUACCGACGGCCCUACUUCACGAACGGCGCGAAACGGCAUACCACCAGAGCACCGCCGCUCAAUGGAAGACGAGAACCGCGAACUUCCUCCCGGGUGGGUUCGACAGUUCGACCUCGGAGAACAGCACCAGUUCUUCGUUGACACAAACGCCAACCCUCCUCGAAGCAUCUGGACGCAUCCCUACGACGACCCCGACUUCCUUGCUACACUGAGCCCAGAAGAGCGCAAGAAGCACAGUCGCAUGCACCGCUCCGUCACACUCGAGGACAUCACAGCCGAAAGCAGCGACGAAGAAGACCACCAUCACACCGCGAAACUUCCCCCUCGCCCCAAUGCCGCUGGCGGCGCUGCGUCUUCUUCACAGCCCGCCUCCAGCAUACACAGAUUCACGCGCAAAAUGAAGGACAAACUUACCGAUAGCACGCACGAGCAACGCCAGCGCCAGCGCAUCCAGCGCGAAGAGGCAGAGCGCAAAGCGUACCAGGCGCACAUGCAAGCCCGGCAGGCGAUGGCACGCGCCAUGCAGACCGGCCAGCCGCAGUUCCUGUGCAAGGACCAGCACGGGCGCGACGUGUACAUUGAGCCGCCUGGCUUUGGUGGGCGCGCUUACGGAGGCUACGGACAGCAAGGCUACGGGUACAAUCCCUACUCUCAAGGGCCUUAUGCAAAUCCAAAUGUCAGGUUUGUCCGGCCGAGUGGCCCGUAUGGGAGGCCUUAUGGGUUUGGGUACGGUGGGGGUAUUGGGGCGCCUGUUGCAGCGGGGCUGUUGGGCGGUGCGUUGCUGGGCGGCGUGCUGUUUUGAGCGUUGACGGGGAGAUGGAUGUAUUGAAGCCUCAGCGAGCAGGAUGGGGGCUGUGUUGCGGCGGCUGAUGUGUAAAGAUACCUUGUCGUUUCGAGGACUGAGCAUGGUUCAUGGUUCUCGUAUAUUCUUAUUCUUCCUCGUUAACAUUUCGUGCAAUGAGUGUCCUGCGUCCUG
Messenger RNA from Paraphaeosphaeria sporulosa, 1500 nucleotides. RefSeq lists its product as uncharacterized. The coding region runs from base 430 to 1326 and encodes 298 amino acids. The record is from RefSeq and is a predicted model, not a curated record. The transcript has a single exon. NCBI's taxonomy places the organism in Eukaryota, Fungi, Ascomycota, Dothideomycetes, Pleosporales, Didymosphaeriaceae.